CGUCCGAAGCUCAGAUCGAAAUCUAGUCAAGAUCUGUCUCUGUCCGCUCGUCCGGCUGUCCGCCGGUCCACUGUCCGUUUGAGAGCCCCAGUACGAGUGCGUGGUCUUGGUCUGCCUUGUCGUCGAGCAGUAUAAAAGUAACGCAAUGCACGCAAUCCACUUACAGUUGCAAUUCUCCCUCCAAGCCAAGUGAUUCGUUAUCCAGCGCUAGCAUGAAACUUCUGAUUCUCACCACUUUGCUGGCUGCCGCCAAUGCUGCUCCUGGACUUCUGGACUAUGGACACUCGGCACCGGACUACAGCUACGCCCAUGCUGCUCCUGCCAUCACCUAUGCAGCUGCCGCUCCAGUGAUCAAGUCAUAUGCUGCUCCCGCGAUCACUUAUUCGGCUCCGGCUCCGGUGAUUAAGUCCUACGCUGCUCCGGCCAUCAGCUAUGCCCACGCUGCUCCCGCCAUCAGCUACGCCGCUCCCACGGUGGUCAAGUCCUAUGCGGCUCCUGUGGCGGUGAAGGUGGCAGCUCCGGCCACCAGCUACUCGCACUUCAGCUCGGUUGUUUCCCAUGCCCAGCCCGUGGUCAAGUCGUACGCUGCGCCGGCCAUCGCAUAUGCCCCAGCUCCUGUGAUCAAAUCCUACGCAGCUCCGGCCAUUAGCUACGCCCAUGCCGCCCCAGCCAUCAGCUACGCCGCACCCACGGUGCUCAAGUCCUAUGCGGCCCCAUCCAUCAGCUACGCAGCUCCGACCCUGCUGAAGUCCUACUCCGCUCCGGCCCUGUCCCUGGGUGGCUACGAUGAUCACGGCUACGGCUACCACUAAGCUCUGAUACCAAAUCCAUACUCCAAAUCCGCAUACCAGUCGAUCUUAAGUCGGAAAUGGAGCGAAUGGAGCAGUUAACUGCGAGGAGUCGCAGCAGCCGAGGCACGUUCUCCCUUUAACCUCUCAACCCGUAGUCGCAAUGUCUUCACUUUCUUCUCUGUUUACUU
Messenger RNA from Drosophila subpulchrella, 979 nucleotides. RefSeq names its product cuticle protein 16.5. The record is from RefSeq and is a predicted model, not a curated record. Gene Ontology annotation, molecular function: transcription coactivator activity. NCBI's taxonomy places the organism in Eukaryota, Metazoa, Arthropoda, Insecta, Diptera, Drosophilidae. Gene Ontology annotation, cellular component: RNA polymerase II transcription regulator complex. Gene Ontology annotation, biological process: positive regulation of transcription by RNA polymerase II. The transcript has 3 exons. The coding region runs from base 213 to 812 and encodes 199 amino acids.